AUGAUGGAUGCGAUAGGAGAAGAAGGCACAGGAAGUUCAGCACUCGCCGAGUUUGGGCACUUAGUUUUGGACACUUGUUACACCAAAAUUAAGGAAUCGCUGCUUAACUUCGAGAGUUUUGACAAAGAUACUGAAGAAAUGGCAGCUCAUGAGAAAACCCUGAUUCGCAUGGUCUUGACGAUGGGAGUUGUUGUGCAGUUCUCGUCUAAUUUGAUGCGAACUCGGCUCGAUCUUUUUGACGUGCUGAAGUCAGUGUUGGCCUUCGACAUUCAGGGUGAGGAACUGCAAGGCAUCGGCUCUUCAACUUUCGUAAACCUCCAAUUGCAGAAGGAGAAGUUUUUAAGUGAAACGAUCAUUGCUUUUAUCACUCUUCGAUGA
This is a messenger RNA of Cylicostephanus goldi, 378 nucleotides long. NCBI's taxonomy places the organism in Eukaryota, Metazoa, Nematoda, Chromadorea, Rhabditida, Strongylidae. The record is from the annotation of a GenBank genome assembly.